AUGGCUACUUCACCCUCACUAUAUUGCAUCCUUAAUGCAAAUAAGCUGACUGGUCCCAAUUAUGUGGGUUGGCUGAGAAACUUGCAUAUAGUGCUUAUGCAAGAAAAAUUAUCUUACAUUCUGGACAUACAUGAUCCUGGUCCAGUUAAUGAAGAUGCUUUAGAGGAGGAAAAGGCCACAUAUAAGAUGUGGCAAAAUGACAGCAUGAUUGUCAAAUAUAUAAUGUUGGCCUCUAUGAGUAAUAAAUUACAGAGGCAAUAUGAGGAUAUGGAUGCUUCUUCCAUAUUGCUUAAUUUAAAAGAGCUAUAUAGAGAGCAAAGUCGAACUACUAGAUAUAAAUUAUCUAAGCAGUUGUUUUGGAUUCAGAUGACUAAGAGAACUCCAGUUCAAAAUCAUAUGCUGAAGAUGAUUGACUUAAUCACCAGAUUAGGUCAAUUAGGGUUCAUUAUGGAUGCAGAACUCAAUCAAGAUCUAAUCCUCCAGUCUCUCCAGAAUCUUUAUCCUAGUUUGUG
Elaeis guineensis (African oil palm) is the source of this 512-nucleotide messenger RNA. The record is from RefSeq and is a predicted model, not a curated record. NCBI's taxonomy places the organism in Eukaryota, Viridiplantae, Streptophyta, Magnoliopsida, Arecales, Arecaceae.